Brassica napus (rape) is the source of this 4458-nucleotide messenger RNA. RefSeq lists its product as uncharacterized. The coding region runs from base 2362 to 3522 and encodes 386 amino acids. The transcript has 3 exons. The record is from RefSeq and is a predicted model, not a curated record. NCBI's taxonomy places the organism in Eukaryota, Viridiplantae, Streptophyta, Magnoliopsida, Brassicales, Brassicaceae.
UUCAAGUCACUAACGUUGUAUAAAAUCGGUACCGAGUGACGUUGUCUGUGUCAGACCACACUGACAGCGCAUCUUUCCUAUCUUUUGAUAUGGAGAUGGCUAAACUGACUAACAUUCAAACUUCUGAGGCUGCUCAAAUUGUGGGGAUUGGUGUUGAUGCUCAGGUUGACACGGAGCUUCCUCAGUCCCUUGCUGAUAUUGUUGGAAAGACCUACACCUUUCAGCUCAAAUUGAAAGAUUUCAAUUUCUCCUCCAAGCACCAAACAUUCACUAUCUCUCGCAUCUUUCCGGAGCGACUGCUUGCACCCAUGCCUGCCUUUGUCGUUGCUAUGUUCCCGACGUUGCACCUCCUGAGAUAGUGGCUCAACCACCAAAUGCCAACGUUGGAACGACUUCCACUGGAGCAGACAGUCCAGCUUCAUCUGAUGCUUCAGCUGCUAAACGUCCACCAACGGCCAAGGAUGAAGAUGAUGUUGACAAGACUUCCCCAAAGAAGGCACAUGUGGAAUGAGUCCAUUGCUCCAGCUUGAACAACCACACCUGCUUCAGUUUCUAAUUAUGCUCUACUUUUUUCAUUUCUUCUUUUGAACUAUCUCGCUUUGUCUUUUAAGGUGUUGUGUCAUGCUUUUGUGUUUUUCUUGUGGUUGUGAACUAUUUCGAUUUGGCUUUUAAAUGAAUGUGGUUGUUCGUUUUAUUUUAUAAAUCUACACCUCUUCGUAUAUCAUUGUACUUAUCAAGACUUAGAAAUUUUCUUAUGGUUUGGAGAUUUUGCAAAGUUGUAGCCAUUACAGAUAUAACUGAGAAACGGGCAGCACAUUUAUAGUUCCCUUUUUGAACUAUAAUAUAACAUAACAGAUAUAACUGACAUACGGGUUUUGUUUUUGUGACCAUGACAAAAUUGCUAAGUACAUGCUUUAGUGUUUUUCAUGUGGUUGGGAACUAUUUCGCUUUGAAAAAAAUUUCAUAACAAAAUUGCAAAGUACAUACUUAAAUUUUUCCUCAUCGAGUUUGAAAAUUUUGCAUGGUUUUUCGGACUUACUUUGCAUUUAUAAUAUACUUUACUAAAAAACAUAAGUUGCUCUGCAACAAACACAAAAACAAAAAUAUUAGAAGAAGAUUGUCCAGCGUUCCCGUGCUGUACAAGCAACUAGGGAAAACAAAAACAUUGCCGGGAAGAAUGUCUCAGGCAAGGAGCACAACGACAAGGAAAAGCAUAUUAGACUCCUCACCUUUAUAAAUUCGUUAUGGAGAUUUUUCAUACGUGACUUUUGGAAUACACUUACCAAGAACAAACAUAUUAGAGACCCAUGUAGAAGGAAAGCUUAGCCAUACUGUGACUGCAUACUAACCAAAUGUCUUGCUCCUUUAAUUAAUAGUAACUGUAGAAUGGUGUCUAUACAACUCCCAUUCAGUUGCACAUUCAAAGUUAUUUCAAUGGCCAGCCGUUACAGACGUACACGCCUAUUCUUCAUCCUUACUGUUCUAAUGCAAAAUUUCUCUCUACGAAAGCUUAGCCAAUAACGUUUCAGAAGUCAUGGUAAAGACUCAAGAUGAAGGUAAAACAAGAGCUAAAAGAGGGAGACCUUUCAAAAAUCUUAAUAUUUCUGGAGCUUCUACAGCAUCAUCAUCAUCUACAGCGAAGAAAACCCAUAAGAAAAGGAAUGGUUAGUCCUAAACAAACUUCUUCCUUCUCUGUACAACUAGGUAUUAUGACUAACUCUAAUCCUUUAAACUCGGAUCAUACAGCACCUGAUCUAGAGAGACCUUGGUUUCAAGAGCAAUAUCUAUCACUCACACCAGGCCUCUUUGUCGGCGAAAUAUCAGAUGUAGCUCGCUCCAAUGGUAAAUCCUCUGUUAUGCUUUGAAGUAAUUCAAUUUCUUUCCACAUAUUCUUUCACCCACUUUCCGGUACUCUUUUAUACUCACAGUGGCUAAUGGAAGACUGGCAAGACAAAGAAGACUUGCAAUCCGCAGAAGCAAACGUGACAAGUUGCAACGGCCAGGCAAGCUAAAAACAUACAAAUACUUUGCAAAGCUUCCAACUGAGUUUAACAAAAAUUACUAACAUUUUUUUAAAAACAGCAACUCUUACUUCAAGUGGAAGCCGUCAAGGUAUUAUAAAUCUACAUGGUCAUGUUACACAUACUUUCCAGUACAAUUGUGACUCAGACAAGAUUUUUGAAAUGGCAGUGAGGAGACGAAAACCAGAUGUGAAUAAUUGGGAGUUGGUAACAUGCUCUGCUUGUCAAGCUAUUGUCUGGAUUGGUGAGGCUGUGGUGCUGUCAGCAAGGCCGUGUGAAGCUGCCACCUAGACGUCACCCACCAUCACCUUUGAAAGAGCUGUUUGAUAGACCCUGUUUUAUGCUACAGAUUCGAGUUGCUAAUGGAAUGUUAUCAUUCACAUCGAUGGGUGGUCAGAUUGACCACACUGUGACAGGUACUCCUGGACCCUUCGCAUUUAGGCUCCAUGGGCAGACUCACCACAGGAUUGGCUCUCUCCUCCCACCUGAGGGCAAUGCUCCUCAGUAUCUGCAGAUGUAUAUAGUGGACACAGAAAAUGAAAUAGCAAACAGAAAGAAGGCUUUCAGCAAAGGUACAUCCUCUGUGGAGAUUGAUGACAGUUUGAUAGCUGAUUUAAUCAAAAUGUUGGAUGAGAAUAAUCACCUGGCCAAAACUUUCCGUCAUGCAAGAGAUCGUCUUUUAUCCGGUGAUGCAGUUGAGUUCAGCCUCACCUUAGUAAAUCAGAAGCAUAGAGGGAGGCAAUAUGACUUGCCAACAGCUGGAGAGAUUGGUGGCCUGAUAAUUGGUGAUUUCAAUUCAAAAACGGCAGGUAAAGACAUUGUGCUUGAGUACAAAUCAGCAAAGCUCCAGAGGAUAAGCGAUUUACACCCUCUAUUUAUGAGCCUUCAGUACCCAUUACUCUUUCCAUAUGGAGAAUACGGUUAUGACGAGAAAAUACCCUCUGAUGUGUCUGUCAACUCUAAGAUUAAAAGAGAAUACAUGACAAUGAGAGAAUACUAUGCUCACCAGAUCCAAACUAGACCAUCUGAGGGUAUGACUAUCAUCAAGUUAGGAAGGCUACUACACCAGUAUAUUGUCGAUACUUACACUGCAACAGAGCAGGAGAGACUUCGGUUUAUCAGACUUAACCAGAAGAAACUGCGAGCUGAAUUAUAUACAAAUGUCUGUGACGCCUUAGACAGUGGAGAUACAGAUGUUGCGCACAUAGGGAGAAAAGUCAUACUGCCUUCUUCAUUCACUGCAGGACCCAGCUAUAUGUCUGAGAAGUAUCAAGAUGCCAUGGCUCUUUGUCGAUUUUAUGGUAGCCCAAACCUUUUCAUCACAUUCACAGCAAACCCAAAUUGGGUUGAACUGAAAGAGCACAUGGACGCCUAUGGAGGUGGCUCGCCCAACAAUAGACCAGACCUUGAGUGCAGAGUUUUUAAACUUAAGCUUGACGAAAUGAUGUCAGACCUUAAGAAAGGUGUUUUCUUUCCAAAAAUGGUUGCAGGUAUAUUGUAAGCUACGUUAUAUUCAUACUUGUGGUAUCCAUGUCAUACUUUACUCAGUUUCUUGACUAACAAGGUAUUUUUAUGCUAUAAAUUCAGUAGUCUACACGAUCGAGUUUCAAAAACGGGGACUUCCCCACGCCCAUAUUCUUCUUUGGUUCGUAAGGAUUUAGAGGGGAGGCCACAGCUGCAGAUAUUGAUUAGUACAUAUCAGCUGAGCUCCCUGACAGAGACACAGACAGAGAGGGUUUCGAGUUGGUUGAGAGGCACAUGAUUCACGGGCCGUGUGGAAAAAGACGGCCACAGUCACCCUGCAUGGAGAAAGGAGAGUGCACAAAGAAGUAUCCUAAGGCCUACUCAAACAACACAAAGAUUGAUAAGUCUGGCUUUGCUGUUUACAGAAGACGUGUUCAGAGCAGCGCCUACGAUUUGAAAGGAGCUGUGGAGCUAGGCAAUCAAUAUGUGGUGCCUUAUAGCCUAGCACUCCUCAAAAAAUAUCAAACCCAUAUCAAUGUUGAGUGGUGCUGCAAGACCAGUGCUAUUAAAUAUCUUUUCAAAUACAUAACUAAGGGGGUGGAUCGAGCACUGCUACUGCUUCAGGAGAAGGGGAAGAGCAAAGAAGAGAUAGAGAAGGAGAAGAAGCACCUUGAGCUUGAUGAAAUAGACAGAUUUCAAGAAUGCCGUUAUAUUUCAGCAUGUGAGGCCUCAUGGAGACUGUUUUCUUUUCACAUCCACCACAACCAGCCUUCAGUAAUGAAACUGGAACUUCACCUUCCAGGGAAGCACAGGGUUCUAAUUGAUCCCACUAAGAGUUAAGAGGAAGUUCUCUCAAGAGAAGAUAUCGAGAAAACAAUGCUCACUGCGUAUUUUGCUGCAAACGCCAAAUAUGAAGAAGCAAGGGAGCUUACGUACAUUCAGUUUCCAUCCCGGUUUGUCUACCACAGUGACA